AUGAUAGUCAUCGACUCGAAAUGGAUUAAGUCCAAUAUCAAGAUGUUUUCGAAACGAAAGGUUGCCGUUGUUGUUGGUGCAGGGAUAUCUGUCUCGAGUGGAAUACCGGAUUUUAGGUCGAAGUCUGGUAUUUUCAGUGAUAUUAAAAAGGACCUGGGAAUCAGUGGUAGCGAUUUAUUCACGUACAGUAUGUCGAUGUCUAAAGAGAUGAGGAAGAACUACUUGAAAUAUAUGAGUAAGCUUAAAGGGAUGGUCGACCGGGCAGUCCCCUCACCUACACAUGAGUUUCUUUCUCUUUACUCAGAUGCCUCUCGAAAGUUUAGAAUGUACACACAGAACAUUGAUGGGCUUGAAGAGAAAGCCGGCCUGGUUGCAUCAAAGGACAAGUCAGCCAAGCUUGUCUAUCUUCACGGAAAUAUGAAGAAACUGAGCUGCCUCUACUGUGGGUACAAAAUAGAGUUUGGGGAUUCAGAAAGAGGUGCAUAUGGUAAAGGAGAGGAGAUUAUAUGUCCUAACUGCAUAAAGCGCAAUGAGAAGAGAGGGAAGGAUGCAAGGAAAAGACCCGUCGGGGUGUUUCAUACAACAAUAAUACACUACAACCAAUCACAUCCAGAUUCUUCCUUCAUCUCAAGGACGGCACAGAAUGAUAGUGAUUGCGAUUUGUUUAUAGUCAUGGGAACCAGCCUCAAAGUCUUUGGCGUGAAAAAGCUGGUGAAAUACUUUUGUAGGCUUAACACGACAAGAGGAAGAAGAAUACUUGUAAAUCUCGAUAAACCCUCUAAAGAAUUUCGGGAGCUUUUUGACUUCUUCUGGAAUGGAGACUGCGACGAGUUUUGCAAGGCCCUCGGCGAGGAGUUGGGAUUAAAGUCCAUGACUGACGGGGUCCGAAGGCUUUCUAUAACGAAGAAGGAGGAUUGCAGUCAGCCAUUAAACGUCCCAGAGAGAAACGUUGCCACUGAAAGUGAUGUAAAAGUAGAGGGAAAAAUGAUAGAAAAGGAGGUCAGAAAACACAUAAACUUGUUAAUUAAGUCGUCAAGAAAGAAAGGUGGAAAUUCUGAGGCAAGUGAGGCUAGUUCCGGAAAGGAACCGAUGCUUCAUCAAGUAGAUUGUGAAAAGAACGUCAUUUCAAAAUAA
Messenger RNA from Encephalitozoon hellem ATCC 50504, 1134 nucleotides. RefSeq names its product sirtuin-like protein. Bases 1 to 1134 code for a protein of 377 amino acids. Lineage: Eukaryota; Fungi; Microsporidia; Unikaryonidae. The transcript has a single exon. The record is from RefSeq and is a predicted model, not a curated record. Gene Ontology annotation, molecular function: NAD+ binding.